Messenger RNA from Nymphaea colorata (pocket water lily), 2513 nucleotides. Its product is annotated as pentatricopeptide repeat-containing protein At3g12770-like. The transcript is spliced from 2 exons. NCBI's taxonomy places the organism in Eukaryota, Viridiplantae, Streptophyta, Magnoliopsida, Nymphaeales, Nymphaeaceae. Gene Ontology annotation, biological process: RNA modification. Bases 126 to 2333 code for a protein of 735 amino acids. Gene Ontology annotation, molecular function: zinc ion binding; RNA binding; protein binding. The record is from RefSeq and is a predicted model, not a curated record.
GAAAUAAGCUCAAGAAGAAGUAUGGAUAGACCGCUGCUCGGUCCGACCUGUGUUGGCUCUCCGUCGUUUUGGGGACACAGUCACACAAGACACGACUUCACGGCUCUCGUCCACUUCUAACAUGGAUGGCUUCUCUGCUACUUCGUCCUCUUCUCGUCGCGAACCCGCCAUGUCUCAUUUCUCUUUUCCUGUCUAACUUAUUUUCUCGACUACCCACUUUCAGAUUUUGCUUCAGGGCAUGUUCAUCCUUGCCUUUAUUCCUUGACAACCAUGAAGGCGAUCACCCGAACCCUGUACGAGGACCCACUGAUUUUACCAUUUGCACUUCUCUCUUGGACGACUGCGCCAACCUGAGGGAUUUGACUCAAGCUCAGAGCUGGAUUCUGAAGUUGGGGUUGCAGCAGAGCAAUUUCAUCACCACCAAAUUUGUGCACGUUUGCUGUGAGUUUGGUGAGAUUCGUCACGCUUGCGAUGUGUUCGACGAAAUGUCUGAACGGAACGUUUUCCUUUGGAAUGCGAUAAUUAGAGGGCAUUCUCGGAGCGACCUGUUGGAGGGUGCACUUGGAUUGUAUUGUAGAAUGCAAAGUGAAGGUGUCCUGCCUGAUGGUUUCACUUUUCCUCAUGUUCUCAAAGCUUGCAGCGGCCUGGGGAAUGCUAGAAAGGGCAGAGAAAUUCAUGCGCAGAUUUUCAGGCUUGGGUUCGAAUCGGAUGUCUUCGUGCAGAAUGGUCUUAUAACCAUGUACUCAAAAUGUGGUUGGGUUGAUCAUGCUCGGAGUUUGUUUGAUAAGUUGCAGGAUAGAACCAUCGUGUCGUGGACCUCGAUUAUUUCCGGUUAUGCGCAGAAUGGUCACCCAGUUGAGGCCCUGCAAAUCUUCAGAAAAAUGCAAUGUUCCAAAAUGGAGCCUGAUUGCAUUGCCCUUGUCAGCAUUCUGAGGGCAUACACCGAUGUGGAGGGCCUCCAACAAGGAAAAUCUAUUCAUGGUUAUGUGAUUAAAGGCGGGUUCGAAUCUGAAGUAGACAUUUUGAUAUCCUUGACUGCAAUGUACGCCAAAUGUGGGGAAGUAGAGACUGCAAGGAGCUUGUUUGAUAGGGUCACGUCCCCUGGAAUAAUUCUAUGGAACGCCAUGAUUUCUGGAUAUGCAAAGAAUGGCUACGCUAGUGAAGCUGUUGAGCUAUUCCGGGAAUUGCUUCCUUUACAAGUUAGACCCGAUUCAGUAACUGUACGUGCUGCUAUACUAGCUUGUGCUCAGGUGGGUUCCGUGGAAUUGUGUAGGUGGAUCGGUGAUUAUGUUAGAGGCAGUGAACAUAGAGCCGAUAUCUUCGUGAAUACGGCUCUGAUUGAUAUGUACGCAAAGUGCGGAAGCAUAGCUGAAGCUCGCCGAGUGUUCGACAUGGUGCCGGUGAAGGAUGUAGUGGUUUGGACGGCCAUGAUCAUGGGGUACGGUUUGCAUGGCCAUGGUCAGGAUGCCCUUGCUCUUUACGAAGAGAUGAAGCGGGCAGGAAUGAAGCCGAAUGAUGUAACGUUCGUCGGCAUUCUCUCAGCUUGCAACCAUUCUGGACUUGUUGAUGAGGGAUGGCGGUACUUCCACAGCAUGAAGAGAGGCUAUGGAAUUGAGCCUAGGCAUCAGCAUUAUGCGUGCGUGGUCGACCUUCUCGGUCGGGGAGGAUACUUGGAUGAGGCUUAUGAAUUUAUCAAGAAGAUGCCAAUGGAACCUGCUGUCACUGUGUGGGGAGCUCUCCUGAGUGCUUGCAAGAUCUACGGGCAUGUGGAACUAGGGCAAUAUGCAGCAGAACGUGUUUUUGCCGUUGAUCCAACAAAUGCAGGACACUAUGUGCAACUGUCAAACCUCUACGCUGCAGCUGGUAGGUGGGGUGAUGUAGCCAAGGUGAGGGUACUGAUGAAGGAAAGAGGAUUGGUCAAGGCACUCGGAUAUAGUUUGAUAGAGAUCAAUGGUAAGCUUCAGGCUUUCCGGGUGGGGGAUGAUUCACAUCCAAGGUCCAAGGAAAUAUUUGCAAUGCUUGAAAAGUUAGAGUCUAAAUUGAAAGAAGCUGGAUAUGUUCCUCAUGUGGACUCUGUUUUACAUGACCUGGACAAUGAAGAAAAAGAGGAGAUGCUCUGUAACCACAGUGAGAUGAUAGCAAUUGCUUUUGGUCUUAUAAGUACAGCUCCUGGAACAACACUCCGGAUCACAAAGAACCUCCGUGCUUGUAUUAACUGCCACUCUGCAACGAAGCUCAUCUCGAGAAUCGAAGAUAGAGAAAUAAUUGUUCGUGAUGCUAAUCGUUUUCACCACUUCAAAGAUGGAUCUUGUUCUUGUGGAGAUUAUUGGUAAAAGGGAUUCUUACACUGAAGUUGGUGUUCAGUUCCCACAAGGAUGCUGCUUUCUUGCAUGCUGAGUUGCGGGCGGAGGAGUUGCCUGUGGAGACUUCCAGAACAGAUUUGAAGGAUGUUGAUCAAAUUAUAUGCUGCUGUCUUUAUUCAUCCGGUCGACUCAUAAAGUUACUUUCGUCUU